Messenger RNA from Fonsecaea nubica, 2769 nucleotides. RefSeq lists its product as hypothetical. The transcript is spliced from 2 exons. The coding region runs from base 1 to 2769 and encodes 922 amino acids. The record is from RefSeq and is a predicted model, not a curated record. Lineage: Eukaryota; Fungi; Ascomycota; Eurotiomycetes; Chaetothyriales; Herpotrichiellaceae.
AUGUCUUCAGCAAACGUCACUCAGUUUGUCAACACACUGCGUGAGCAGACACGCCGGUUCAUCGCUGAACUUCCUGAUCGGUCAUUCAUGCUCCCAGAGAUACCACCCAUGGUUACUGAUGAUGAAGACCUUGUUGUAGCAAAUCUACGUCUUGUUCUCCGCUACUUGAAGCAAGUCAACAAGUUGUGCAAACGUCAAGCCGCCACUGACUCCUCUAUGAAAGUCUUGCAGCAUCGUGCUUUAGUCAAGCAAUUUCAUGAUGUAGGUGAUUGGUCUGCAAAGCUUCCACCACCUUUUGAAACACCUGAAGCUGUGAAGGAAGUGCCGAGACAGACCCCUGCAGAGGAGAGAUUGAAACGAUUGAUGAGUAUACCUUGGCCAACCAAGCAUCCAUCCACCCCUGCCACAACCCAGAGCGCCAGUACUAGUUUGCCUCUCCCUGAUGCCGGUGGCUGCAAAGAGGAGACAGCAAGCACUCCUGCCCUGCCAGAAGAAGUUGGCGCGUGUGAGGGAAAGACUGUCGCGCGUGACACUAUCCAGAAUGAACCAGACGCCACUUCCCGAAUUGACAACAACAUUCCGAGUGAAAACUGUGCAAAGGCUGACACAAGCAGUGAUGCUAGUAUUGCCUUCAAAUUCCAGGGAACAGACAGUGAUAUUGCUAAGGCUGACUCACCACCACCACCACCAAGUGAACUCCGGUCGUUUCACUUCAGACACGCAUCAGACCCGCUCCAGGUGAAGACCUCCGAGAUCAACAACUACGCGCACCAAAAGAAUCGCGCCGUCUCACUUCCAAUCACAUGCGAGGAUUCGAUGCAGUCUUGCUUCUUGCGCUGGAGUGGCGAGACUCUGGAGGAAUUCAUCCGUGGUGUGGAAGUCGACGACGCCAAACAUGCCAACAAGCAGAGAUGGCUGUUCCUCAUUCAACAACCUGACGCUGUUGCAUUCCUCGGCAGGUGGCCUUCUCCAGCCCAAUUGAAGGAUUUCAUGCAGAUGCAUCAUCUUGAGUGGGUCGUUCGAGUGCGUGGCAAGUGGGAUUGGGAGUCCAAGCCAGCCGCUGUUCAAGAGUCGGCUGAUCGUGAUGCAAACAGCGCUGAAGAGCUUCCUGUCGAGGGUGACAUCGUCAACAGCGUAGAGCAAGACACUGUUGACCAAGCUGCUGUUGGUCAGGACGGCGUUGAGAGCGGCAAGGUGGCGGACCCUGCUGAGUGCAAUGACGAGAACAGUGUCAUCAGCCCUGUCGAACCGACCGAGGACGCUGCCAAGAAUACUUCCGAUGACGAGCAACCAGUCCUCGACACCCCAGAGAUCAAUGAGGCACCAUCAGAAGAUGUUGUGACAGACACUACUGCGAACUAUGCUGAGAGCAGUGCCGUUGACCCUGCCACACCAGUGCAAGAUGCUCCUAAGGACAUUCCCAACGACGAACAACCAGCUCUUGACGACUCGGAUGUUAACGAGUUGCCAUCAGAAGAUCUGGUUACGGAGGAAACUACUGAGAACAACAAGGAGAUCAAUGAGUCACCGUCAGAAAAUACCGUGGCAGACACUCCUGAAAACGAUGGCGAGAGCAGUGCCUGUGACCACACCACACUGGUUCAGGAUGCUCCUAAGGAUACUCUCGACGAUGAACACCCUGUCCCUGAUGACUCGGAUAUGAACGAGUCCUCACUAGAGGAUCCUGUUGCGGAAGAACCAACUACUGGGAAUUGCAACGAGAAUAACGACGAGAACAACGAGAUCACUGACGAACAACCAGCUCUUGACGACUCGGAUGUAAAUGAGUCUACAUCAGAAGACCUUGUUACGGAGAAGGCUCCUGAGGGUAACGAUGAGAUCAACGACGAGAAGAUUGAGACGAACGAUGAACAACUAGUCCUUGAUAAGUCGGAUGCGAACGAGUCCCCACCAGAAGAUCCGGUUACGGAAGAAUUUACUGAGAGCUGCAACGAGAUUAACGACGAUCAACCGGCUCUUGGUGACACCGAAACAAAUGAGUCUACAUCAGACCACCUUGUUGCAGAGAAACCUUCUGAGAGCAACAACGAGAUCAACGAGAUCAACGACAAAGAAGCAGUCCUUGAGAACUCGGAUAUAAACGAGUGCUCAUCAGAAGACACGAUUACGGAAGAACCCACUGAGAACACCAUUGAGGAGAACGAUCAGAACAGUGUCUUUAGCCCUCUCGCAUUGGCACAGGACAUUACUCAGGACAUUUCUAUCGACGAACAACCGGCUCUUGAUGACUCGGAUACCAACGAAUCUACACCAGAAGAGGUCAUUGUAGAGGAUCCUACUGAGAACGACGGCGAGAACAGUGUCAUCUACCUUGGAGCACUGGUUCAGGACGCUACCAAGGACAUUUCCACCAACGACCAACCAGCUCUUAACAACUCGGAUAUAAACGAGCAUACACCACAAGACCCUACCGUGGAGGAAUCUAUCGAGGACAACUACGAGAACAACACUCAGAACAACGACGAGAACAAUGUCUUCAGUCCCGUCGCACUUGUACAGGACUCUACCAAGGACAUCUACCACGAACAACCAGCUGUUGACACCUCCGAUAUAAACGCAUCUGCAUCUGAAGAUCUCGUUGUGGCGAAACCAGGUGACGCAGUCGCGGACAGUCCUCCUUGGUCCACCACAGCCAUCAUUACCGGCGUCGCAGCGUCAGCAAUCACCGCUUGCACCUUCUGCCCACCGCUCUGUGUUAUGAUGCUCUAUGUCGGCAUAUCGUAUGCUAGGGCUAAAUUGUGGCAAUGA